CGAAAAGGUGUUGCCAAGGCAAUAUGAAACGAAGUCGUAUAGAUGCUUCUCUAGACUCUAGUAAUGAUCACUCCAUCAGUUCAACGCUAGAGCCAAGUGGAAAACGUAGAGAGUGAGAGAGAGAGAGAGAGAGGAGGGGGGAUGGCAAGGGACUCUGAUUAUGGAGCUUUCAUGGAAAAAUUUAUUCUACAGCCAAGCUCUUCAUCUCAGGAGCUUCCAUUGAAUGGCCUGACCUUUGCCAUAAAAGACAUAUUUGAUGUGGAUGGAUACGUGACUGGGUUUGGAAAUCCGGAUUGGGCACGGACUCAUGUGGCUGCUACAACAACAGCUCCGGCCGUGUUGGCCAUCUUAAGGGGAGGUGCCACAUGUGUGGGAAAAACUGUAAUGGAUGAAAUGGCAUACAGUAUAGAUGGAGAACACAAACAUUACGGGACACCAACCAAUCCAUGCGCACCAGAUCGUAUCCCUGGAGGAUCUUCUAGUGGAUCUGCAGUUGCAGUUGGUGCAAUGCUUGUAGAUUUCUCCCUGGGUACUGACACCGGAGGAAGUGUAAGAGUUCCUGCGGCAUUUUGUGGGAUUUUGGGGUUUCGCCCUUCUCAUGGUGCUGUUUCAACUACUGGAGUUAUUCCUAUGGCACAGAGUUUUGAUACCGUAGGUCACAUGGUCAAAUAUGCAAAUCUUGGGAAUUAUGUUAAGGACAAAGUUCCAAGUUUGAAGCAUUUUGAAGGAAUUGAAACUCAAGAAUAUAAUAUAACAUCCCUGGUAGCUCUUUCAAAUGCGAUGAGGUUGCUUCAAAGGAUUGAAUUCAAAAAGAAUCAUGGUGAAUGGGUCAGUACGGUAAAACCUGAUUUUGGACCAGGAAUAGCAGAACGGAUAUGGGAAGCUGUUAGGACAACAGAUGCACAUAUUGAUGUCUGCUACUCUGUGAAGACUGAAUUUCGUGCUGCUCUCGCUGAGCUCCUAGGGUGCAAGAAAACCCAUUUUAUCCCAAACUGGACUUCAACGUUCCACCUUUGGUUUGGCAGCGGAGGAGUUACAUGCAAGCUACCUGCCAAUGGUGUCUAGACACCAGAUCACUCUUACGAUAGAAGACACCUCCUUCGUGAGAUUAUUAAAGAUUAGAUUUAUGCAUAGAAGUAGAGAUUGUCGUAUCGUAGGUUAUAACUUCUGCAGAAAAAAUACUUGUCCUCUGUGUACAGUUUAUAAUACUCUCUGUGAUUUAAAAUUGAAUAAGAUGAUUUGAUUUGUUUUGUUUGUGAUCCAUUGAUUUUCUUCCCUAAAUUUUUCAAGUAUAUGUGAAUGGCUGGACAAACAUAUCGUCUCAGCCUUGAAAAUUCCCAUCAGAUUAAUUUUAGGGAGGAACAAUCCUCUUGGAACUGCUGCUGCACUUGUCCUUUUUUACUUUUCCUAACAUAUUAGUUGUUCUUUUUUCCUUUUUCUUAUAUGACUAUGUCCACAUACUCUUGCAACUUGCUUGAAGUGUUGUAAGACAACUUAAUGAAUCAUUUGUUCUAAAUUUUCCCACUUGGUAUGCUUUUCGGAAUAUAAUCAUAUAGGAGUUCGGCAUCCUUGCAAUACCUACAGUUGUUAGUCCCCCGCCAAAACUACAAACAGAGGCAACUACCCUGGAAACAUGUGGUGCCAGGGCUUUUAGCUUGUUGUCCAUUGCUGGAGUAUCUGGAUUUUG
Cornus florida is the source of this 1687-nucleotide messenger RNA. RefSeq names its product amidase 1-like. NCBI's taxonomy places the organism in Eukaryota, Viridiplantae, Streptophyta, Magnoliopsida, Cornales, Cornaceae. The coding region runs from base 142 to 1065 and encodes 307 amino acids. The record is from RefSeq and is a predicted model, not a curated record. The transcript is spliced from 7 exons.